AUGGCGUUUGCUCUUAAAUGUUUUGUUGUUUUUGUUCUUCUCUCUAUGGUUUCUCAAGGACUGUGCCACUGCACUUUUGGUAAGAUCCGGAUCGGAGCGGUGAGGACAGGGAGAGAAAUCGCUGGACAGCCGGAGUGGAAAGUGACGGUAACCAACACGUGCAAUUGUUUUCAGAAGCACGUGACUCUGUCUUGCGGAGGGUUUGUUCCUGCGAAGCCUGUCAAGCCAUCGCUGCUUCAGCCACAAGGAAACACGUGUCUUCUGAUUAAAGGAGCAUCUUUGCCAGCUGGCGCCACCGCUCAGUUCACUUACGCCGGUCAGCCUUACAUCUUCAGACCCGUUGGUUCCAUGGUCGACCCAAGUUGCAAGAAUUGAUUUUUUUUUUUGCUGUUACAGCUUCUUUAAAACAUUUGUGGGUAAGGUCGUUAUCAGAUUUCUUGUAACUCAAGGAAGAAGACGUUUUAAUUUCUUAUUCUCCAAGAAACUGAAUUAUGACUCCUUGUGUGAAACAGAAAUGUUAGAAGUUUAAUUAAGCAUGAUUAACAGAGGAAUUACGUUUGA
Arabidopsis lyrata subsp. lyrata is the source of this 561-nucleotide messenger RNA. RefSeq lists its product as uncharacterized. The transcript is spliced from 2 exons. NCBI's taxonomy places the organism in Eukaryota, Viridiplantae, Streptophyta, Magnoliopsida, Brassicales, Brassicaceae. Gene Ontology annotation, biological process: cell fate determination. Bases 1 to 375 code for a protein of 124 amino acids. The record is from RefSeq and is a predicted model, not a curated record.